This is a messenger RNA of Angiostrongylus costaricensis, 684 nucleotides long. The record is from the annotation of a GenBank genome assembly. NCBI's taxonomy places the organism in Eukaryota, Metazoa, Nematoda, Chromadorea, Rhabditida, Metastrongylidae.
CUGCACGAAACAGACGACGGGGAGUUCGUGUCUGUGGUUUCGUUUAAUUUCAAGCUUCUUAGAGACUACCCUUUUAGGCAGAUUCAAGCCCUUCAUGACAGCAACUGGACUUCCCGCAUUCCGUUCGCUAUAUCAUUAGCUAACUUCCGCCCUGAUGGGCAACUUGCUGAGAUAGUCAAGAUUUUCAGGCAUUUAUUUUUCCAUUAUGGUCCAUCAUCUCUUGCGACUUCCUUCUCUGCUCAUCCGUUUGCACCCACUUUGACCGCUAGAAGUGUUUUAGAAGCAUGUGGUGUGAAGAAUGUGAUGUAUAUUUCUUGGCGUGCAACUAGGUUCAUUCCUGAAACACCUCCUUCCAAUAUUCGUGCUGUUGUUGUAUGUGCAAGUAAUGACUUUCAACCUUGGUCAAGCAGCGUAUCGGCAGCUCAGAAAGAAGGAAUCAAUGCUUAUCGUCUUCCAAUUGAGCGAUAUAUUCGCCCUACAGAAAAGAGAAAAUUUUUCUCUCUGCGGGAAACGUCUUCAAUUUUACGUUCGUAUUUUUGUGGUGAUAAUCUCGAUACGGUAAUUAGCAAAGUUAUUGGAUCAUUACCGAACAAAUCUCAUCAUUACAGUGAUAGCACUGAACGGGAUUUACUUCAGGUAGCAUUUUAUCCAAUUGCUCGGUGUUUUGUUACCGCUUCUUUCUAG